Akanthomyces muscarius is the source of this 1113-nucleotide messenger RNA. RefSeq lists its product as uncharacterized. The record is from RefSeq and is a predicted model, not a curated record. The transcript is spliced from 4 exons. The coding region runs from base 1 to 1113 and encodes 370 amino acids. NCBI's taxonomy places the organism in Eukaryota, Fungi, Ascomycota, Sordariomycetes, Hypocreales, Cordycipitaceae.
AUGGGCACGCAAAACGUAUCACAAGGCGCUGACAAGGAAGGCUUGAUUGCAUGUUUAUGCGUAGGCGUCGUCUUUGUUAUUGUGCGCACCGGCGCACGCUGGUAUAAGCUGCGCAAAAUCCCUGUCCAAAUGGAGGACAUCUUCAUGUACCUCGCCUUGGUAUCUUUUAUCAUCACAGUCGCGCUCUACUAUGCGACCAUCGACACCUUUUUCAAAAUCACAGCAAUCUCCGAAGGUCAAGCGCAACCAUAUGCCAAACUACCGGAGGACCUUGUCGUGAUGCUCAAGGAAUUCUUCGUCGUCCAAUUCUUCUUUUGGCUGACGCUAUGGGCUGUCAAAUGGAGCCUUCUCUUCAUGUUCAAGCGACUGACCAAAGGCCUGCCUCUCUACACGCAGAUCUGGUGGGGUGUCCUGAUAUACUCUGUCCUCGUCUUUAUCGGAUGCUGCAUUAGUAACUUUACUAGCUGCUCCUCAAUGAAGGCGUGGUUCACAGCGGGAGAGUGCAGUACCAGCGCUCGAGAUGCGCGCGCCAAGGAAAUCAGUCUCUGGUUUAGUUUGGCCGCCGAUCUAUCUACUGAUCUUCUGAUCAUGGCCGUGCCGCUUCGCGUCCUAUGGAAUCUCAAGAUUUCUCGCAUCGAAAAGAUCAGUAUUGGACUCAUCUUUGCCGUCGGCCUCAUCACCAUGGCCACUGCUAUUAUUCGAAGUGUGUCACUCAACUCUAGCUCAAGUACAGGACAAGUGAGCACGACGUGGCUGAUGUUGUGGGCUGGCAUUGAAGGAGCAGUCGCCAUCAUUGUGGGCUGCCUCCCCUCGUUUGCGAUCUUCAUCCGCGGCCGAGUAAAAGCCUCGAAAGCCCAAUACGAGGAAAACUCGAAUCAAACCCCACCAGACUACAACUCGCAACCAAAGUCCCGCGAACGGGCAAACAGUCUAGGAUCUCAAGAUCCCAAUCCCUUAUGGGGGACCCGCGACAACUCCAGCGACAAAAGCCUAGUAGAUGACACUAUUGUCACUCGUGCAUGGGCGCAAAAAUGGCAGAAUCCGCAUCGGCAGCAAGCACUGCAAAGAGAUCCCGAGUCCGGCCACGAAUUACAUACGCUACCGCCGCCAUAG